AUGCUGUCUAGACUGGUUAGUUCGUCACAUAUUAGUCUCGCAGCUAUUGUGCCGUCAGCGCAGGACGCGGAGGUGGUUACCAGUGGAGAGAACGACAAAGGUGCCCGCCCAACGGGAGCUGAGGAGAGGGGAAGUGUGGAAGGGACAGUGACAAUGGCGGCGAACGAGGGACGGGAAGGGGGAAACGGUAGAGAGCACGGCGAGGGAAUCGAUGGGGUGGGAGGAGGAGCUGAGAGAGCUAAUUGGCGCACGCGCCCGCUCGUCCCGCACGGCGCGUCCCAGUGGCCGCAGAUCCAAUCCCUGGCCGCCACGUCAGCAGGCGCCAGCCUGUCAAUCGACGCGAUCUUCGCCACCCUCGGCCUCCCGCCACUCGCGGACGGCCAUCCGCAGCUGCCGGUGCGCGUUCGCCAGCACGUGAACCCCUUAAAGACGUCUCUAAUGGCGCCGCCGUCGCCCGUGGACUGGGCGGCAGUGUAUGAGGACCCGUCGCUGCCGCUGGUGGUGGACAUUGGGUCGGCGAGUGGGCGGCUGGUUUUGGCGCUUGCUGUGAGGGACUGGCGCUGGCGCGCGCAGCAACGGGGAGGGGAGAAAAGAGAGGAGGAAGGAGAGGUGGGAGGAAAGGUGGGAGGGGAGGAAAGACAAGAAAUGGGGCAGGGGGGAGUGGCUGGGGAAUUGGUGGGGAAAGGAGACGCACAUGGAGGGGCACCGUCAUUCCUGCCCUCCCCGCCGCUCAACUUUCUGGGAUUCGAAAUCCGUGACAAGCUCGUGCAGCGCGCCGACGCGUGGCGCCGCCAGCUGGCGCUGCGCAACGCGCACUUUGUCGUCGCCAACGCCACGUCAGCACUCGAAUCCGUGCUGGCAACCUACCCGGGACCACUCGUAGCCGUUUCCAUCCUCUGCCCUGACCCGCAUUUUAAGAAUAAGCACCGGAAGCGGCGGGUGGUGCAGCGGGGGCUGGUAGAGGCGGUUGUGCAGGUUUUAGUGCCAGGUGGACAUGUUUUUGUGGAGUCUGACGUGGAAGAGGUGGCUGCUGACAUGUACUGGCAGUUUGCUGAUUACGGGAGGGGAGGAGGGGAGGGGGGUGGUACGAGUUUGGAGGGUGGGGAUGACAGUGGGAGAGGUGAGGUUGGGAGGGAGGAGAGUGAGGGUGAGAGUGAGAGUGAGGGAGUGGGGAAUGCGACCGAGGAGUGUGAGAGUGCGGGAGUGCGGAGUGUGAACGACAGUGAAUGUGUGCCAAGGUUUAUUCCAAGCAACUUUGUUGUGGCAGGAGGUGUGAGUGGGGAGGAAGGAGAGGGGAGUGUGUGGCAGGAGUUGGCAAGUGGAGAGAGGGCAGAAGAGGGGAACGCAGGGGAGGGGGUUGCAGGGGAGGGGAGUGCAGAGGAGGGCAGAGUAGGGGCGGGAGUAAGGUGGCUGGAUUACAACCCCCUGGGAAUGCCGAGUGAGAGGGAGGUGGUGGUGCUGCUGCAGGGCUCACCCAUGUAUCGUGCUCACUUCGUCAAGCAUCAUUCCAUUGGUUCCCUCACCACCCACGCCCUCACUCCCUCGACACUCCCCUCUUUCCCUCAUCUCCUCAACCUCUCUUCCACUCAACGCCUCACCUCUGCAACCGCUCAUCGCCUCAUCCCGCACCCAAUCACUCUCACCACCACUGCCUUCCCAUCCCACUCAACUUAUCCGCCUGAAUCCAUCCAAUCCCCGCCUGCCAGGUGGCAGAGAAGCCCAGCAUCGCGCUCACCAUCGCUCAAGUCAUGUCGCACGGGCAGAUGGCCUCUCGUCGUCGCUCCUGGCUGGACGUACGUGUGUUCAACGCUGACGUCAGAGGAGCGCCUGCUCACUGCGCUGCCACUGGGACUGGGGCACACCGCACAUGCCCGAGCUCCAUUCAUCAGACUUCCUCUGCCUCCUCCUACCCCUCUCUCCCCUCCAAUCCACUCUCCUAGAUGUCUUCCCGGCGCUCCCGGCUGGACGUGCACGAGUUCAGCGGUGACUUUCGAGAUGGCUUCCCGGCGCUCUUCGCUGGACGUGCACGAGUUCAGCGGUGACUUCAGAGGAGCGCCUGCUCGCUGUGCUGCCAGCACACCCCCCUCCCCCUCCCCCUCCCCCUCCCCCUCCCCCUCCACCUCCCUCUCACCUCCAGAUGGCUUCUCGCCGUUCCUGGCUGGACGUGCACGAGUUCAGCGGUGA
Molecule: messenger RNA, 2184 nt
Organism: Closterium sp. Naga37s-1
Lineage: Eukaryota; Viridiplantae; Streptophyta; Zygnematophyceae; Desmidiales; Closteriaceae
Source: the annotation of a GenBank genome assembly